Molecule: messenger RNA, 1399 nt
Organism: Pygocentrus nattereri (red-bellied piranha)
Lineage: Eukaryota; Metazoa; Chordata; Actinopteri; Characiformes; Serrasalmidae
Gene: ccdc86
Product: coiled-coil domain containing 86
Exons: 4
Coding region: 151-840 (229 amino acids)
Cellular component (GO): nucleolus
Source: RefSeq, a predicted model, not a curated record
CCCCGCUCAUAUGAACGAUUCGUUCACGUGUUGGACAGCGGUAGUCAACACACGAGUGCGCACGUGCGUUCUUCCACAGCCGCAGGUUACUUGUUUUUGCAGCAAAACAAACAAAUAGACAGACAGACAGACAGAAAAAGAAACGCAGUAAUGCCGCCGCGUAAGCGAGGAGGGGCGAAAGCUGCCGGGAACAGCCGAAAGAGGAAAGGCGAGGAGACUCCGGAGGCUCAACCGGACACGGAGAGCCGUCAGGAGGAGCCAGAGCGAGAGGACAGGACCCCGGUAACGGGAGAGGAGAGCACGCUAAGGGUGGAUCAGAUGACCGUAACGGGAGCGCUGAACUCGGACCACAGCGGGGAGAAAGAAAACCAAAAAAACACGACGGACACAGAUCCUGGUCAACGCAGCGUGGGCGCAGCGCAUGCGCAGACGUGCGCGCGAGCAGAUCGGACUGUACCACUGGGCAAACCGAGGUCUGGCCGAGUGUGGAAAGACCGAAACAAGCAGAGGUUCUCUGCCCUUUUGAGAGAUAAGCCUCUGCGCAGCUCCUGGCAAAAGAAGAUGGAGGCUAAGAGGGAGAAGGAACUGGUGAAGCAGUAUCACCAGCAGCUUAAAGAUCAGAAGGCCAGAGAGAAACAGGAGAAAAGGAAGAGAACAGAGGAGAAUCUCAAGAGGCGUGAAGAAAACCAGAGGAAAGCAGAGAUCGUUCAAGUGAUUCGCAACACGGCAAAGCUCAAGAGGAUGAAGAAGAAGCAGCUGAGGAAGAUCGAGAAGAGGGACACACUCUCAGUGCUGCAGAAGACUCCGCCAGCUGUAAAGAAAGCAGGCAAAGGAGAGUAGGAUGUGAAUAGAGCACACGCUUGCCGAAGCCAUUUCUGUUUUUGAGCUGGUUAAUGGAGGCAACUACUUAUCCAUGAUGCUGCAGAGCAGUUGUACAGUUAAACUCAUCAUGUAGUUAUGUACAUUUUGUGUAUCAUAUCUCUGUAAACUGCAUAUUUCCAAAAUGGUGUGUAAUUAUACCUUUAUUUUAGUUUGUGUUUUGUACAGGGGUUCAGCUUCCUAAAAUGAGGGGGGGAAAAAACUCGCUGUACUAACAUACCUGCUCUGAGGCCACAGAAAGCUAAGCAAAUGAGAUUUAACUGUUGACACAGUAGGGCAGGUUGUCCUCCUUUUAAGCCAGGUUGGUGACCUUGAAGCUGUAAGUAUGUAUACACUGUGUCCUUAGUCAUCAAUGUCUAAUGAGAUAUAGGUAGAGGGAUAUCAGGCCAAAGUUAAUGCAGGACAAACAAAACAGUGUAAUAUUGAUUUUUUUGCCUGACUUUUUCAAUAGGAUCAUCUGUUGUUGAGUGUAUUUAGACAUUUGACAUUUUCCAAAAUAAAUUUCUUUAUAAAACACCGA